GCCAGCGAGUAGCACCUUCACCGGCAGCGCGCGUUCUUGCUCGGGUCUCGUCUGGGAAGAAAGAUUCCGGCACCGAGAGAGGUCGACGACUCGCCUUUUGGAAAGGCUUUGUGUUCUUCUGAGGACCUUGCAUCUCCAGUAGAUUGGGCACGUCCACUGUUCCCAGGACCAGAGCAUCGCACUAGGCAAAGCAGAGGUAGGAGGAGCUCGGGCCGGCCAAUGGCCAUCACGGAGAAGAUGGACGCUCGCGGCGGAGAUGCAUCGGCCAUUGCUCUGCUGCUGCUGCUGCUGUGCGCUUGCUUUCUCACCACCCUUGCAUGUGACGGCAAUGGUGCGAAGUUUGGGUACAGCGGUUCUCUUGGCCCCGGGCACUGGGGGGGAUUGGACCCCAACUUCACGCGCUGCGCCAUGGGGACGUACCAGUCUCCGGUUGAUAUCAAGACCAGGGAGGUAGCUUACAACCCCAUGUUGGGGCCUCUUCACAGGGACUACACCGCUGCGAAUGCUACCCUCGUAGACAACAUCUUCAACAUCGCGCUCCGAUGCGAGGAUGCUGCCGGGACGGUGCAGAUCGACGGUGUCAAGUACAAGCUGGACAACAUCCACUGGCACUCUCCUUCGGAGCACACCAUCAACGGCGAGAGGUUUGCGGUGGAGCAGCACAUGGUUCACUUCAGUGAGGACGGCAACAUAUCCGUUGUGUCGAUCCUGUACCGGCUCGGCAGGCAAGACCCUUUUCUUAUGCAGCUGCAGGAUAAGCUAUCGGAGCUCUAUGUGGAGGCCUGCAGGGCCGAGAAAGGUGCUCCCAUCCCCGCCGGAGUCGUAAGCCUGUGGCCGCUGCGGAGUUACGCCAACAUGUACUACCGGUACGUCGGGUCGCUGACCACGCCGCCGUGCACCGAGAACAUCAUCUGGAACAUCCUCGGCAGGGUGAGGGAGAUGACGAUGGAGCAGGCCGCCGCCCUGAUCGCGCCCCUGGAGGAAGGCUACAGGCGCAACAACAGGCCGACGCAGCCGCUCAACGGCCGCACCGUGCAGUUCUAUGGCAGGUUCUGGAAGAAGAAGAGGAACGGGACGCCGUAAGCAUGGUGGAUGAUGAUGUCUGGAGACGAUGAUGAUUUUGCAGUGUCUCGUCUUUGCUCUCGGUUCGGGAGAAAGUUAUAGUAGUCGUUUAUUUCUGCAAGUCGUGUUAGCAUAUAUAUAUAUAUAUGGGUCUAGUCUGGGCACUGAAUUUGGUUAACUAAAUGUAAGGUCUUUGGUGUCUGUAAAUGGGUCCGGGAGGGUUGAUGUGAUCGAUCCUUCUUUUGUCUACAAAAAGUUUAGCUAAUCAACAAAGUUUCCCUUUACGAUCAAGUGAUGAUCAUAAAAA
This is a messenger RNA of Hordeum vulgare subsp. vulgare (domesticated barley), 1369 nucleotides long. RefSeq names its product alpha carbonic anhydrase 1, chloroplastic-like. The record is from RefSeq and is a predicted model, not a curated record. The transcript has 7 exons. Bases 220 to 1083 code for a protein of 287 amino acids. Gene Ontology annotation, molecular function: zinc ion binding; carbonate dehydratase activity. NCBI's taxonomy places the organism in Eukaryota, Viridiplantae, Streptophyta, Magnoliopsida, Poales, Poaceae.